Fusarium poae is the source of this 1062-nucleotide messenger RNA. RefSeq lists its product as uncharacterized. Lineage: Eukaryota; Fungi; Ascomycota; Sordariomycetes; Hypocreales; Nectriaceae. Bases 1 to 1062 code for a protein of 353 amino acids. The transcript has a single exon. The record is from RefSeq and is a predicted model, not a curated record.
AUGCAGCGCAAACCUCAUCUCAGCCAAGGCGUUGCCGACGAACUCAUACAACCUUUUCGUGCUGGCGCGUUUGUAGAGCUCCUUUGCCGCAAGGCCAAUCCAUUGCCUACAGAUCUACUCAGUAUCGAUCUGGAGAAAGUUAUAGAAACUGGAGACCUAACCCUCGCCGCCAACCAAAUAAGCCAGGAAGCUGCUUUAGCUUACGGCCUGGAACAGCGACCCUUGAUGGAAGACGGGUUGUUUGUAACAGAACGUGAAGACCAGGUUGUUUCUCCACCAUGUACUGCACUAAAUCCGACUGUAGAAACCAUUCCCCUCAGCAGAAAUCCAAUGCAGCCGCCCGUAACAUACUCUGAGCCUCCCACAGAACCUAGCAGUGCACAGACACAACCCCCGGCCAAUACGUCACGUAAGAGAAGAUCACCGCCUGCUGUUGUAGAUGGCGGCAUAGGUGGGUAUGGAUGCGAUCCUAGUGGUGACCGUAAAGUCAUCUUAGACAAUAUUUCACACGGUAUGCACUUCAAGCGGUCAGCAAUAGUAUCUUCAGAUGAUGACCCAUUCGUUCUGUGGGCACUUCUCCGGUAUUCGAAGACAAGUGGAAAUCUUCAUCGUCGCUACCACGCCGUCCUAUUCCACAAGAUGAUGGAAGAUGAUGUCCGACGAGAGAAAAUGGCAUCAUCGACACGGAGCAAAGCCUGCAUGAAAAGGGACCUGUGGAGCUGGAAAUUUUGGAAAAGCAUCAGCGAUAUCGGCGUGAAAUAUGGCCUAGGACCUCUUGUCACGCUCUGUGCGUUCAGGAAUGACUUCAGCGGUUAUCGAUUGUCGGAGGAAGCACAGAAACCUCUGAUAAGAGCAUUAGAAACUCGAUUACAGAACAAAUCGGACAUGCUGCGCUCAUGGCUCCAAGAGGCGUCCGAAUUGUGCAAGAUUAUACUCGUUGGACCCACACCAGUAUCUCUUUUCAACAUCGACAAAUAUAACUCUCACACGGAGUCCGAGAUAACAGACUAUCAGUAUGAAUUCUACGUGCGUUCAGAACAACAUCGGGGCCCAAGUAGGUAG